UUUUACACGUGAUUGUUUUUAUUUUUGAGUUUUUUCAAAAAUCUCUGAAACAUUGGUCCUGUUGACACUAAAAUAAUCCCGUCUCUAUUCGAUGGGGGUUACUCAUAACUUGUAUAGGUGAGACUCGUUCUAAUACAGAGAUACAUACAUAUAUAUUCAAUUGCAUCAAAAAAAUAUUUGUCGUCUUAAUUGACUGUGCAGAGCCUCGAAGAAUAUCUUAUAUAAUUGCAAAAGGAUAAUAAAACUAACAUCAGUACUUUUGAGAAUAUACUGGUGGUAUGAUAACAGUUAUCAGACGAGGAAGAUGGAUAUUUAAACAAAUAUACAGGUUUAAUAGUAAUUCAACCGUAAGACCGAGUGGAACUAAUAGUAAUAGUGCAAAUUCCAGUGGAUACACAUUCACAUCCUACACAACUCCAUAUAAUGAUAAAUUCUAUCAACCAAUAAUUUCUGAAGGUUAUCGAGGAUUUGAUAAAUUGAUUAUUCCGAAGGAUUUUCAAGCCAAGAACCAAGAGAUCGAGUUUGAUGGCUUAGUGCAGCAGCAGGAAUUAAGAGAAAUUGCUGAAAGUUUUAAUUUUGAACAGAGUCCUAUAAAGGUAUCCAUUGGAUAUGGAUCUGGUGUAUUUCCCCAGAAUGGAUAUAAUAAUACUCCUGAAGAAGGAGAUAAAUUGUCGGUUAAAACUGAAGAAGAAGAAACGCAAAUCGAUUUAAUCAAUGUUGUAAAGGAUAAUCAAACUUUUCAUCGGUAUAAUUUACAACGUCAUCGAGAUCAUUAUUCAAUAAAGAGUCUUCCCAUUAUCAAAUUUAUUCAGGGCCGAGAUGGUAUUUAUUUUAAUCCAUUUGUGAAAUUAAAAGGUCAUCUUAUAAAGUACGGCAUUAUAUCAUCAGGGGCAGCGCAAAUGGACCUUAUGGAAUGGUCCUCAUUAUAUUUUGCAGGACGCUUGCAGAAGCCAGUGAACUAUAUACGAUUGGAUGAAGAUGAAGGUCAGAUGAUUAAGUUUCUUAAUCAAUACAACUUAAAGAAUGCAAUGACUGUCGGGAUAAUCUUAUUACAAGAACAGCAAUUUAAUGAGCAAGAGUUGUAUGAACAAAUAACUCGCAUAAGUUAUAUGGGAGAUUUUCGAACUUAUGUUGGUGGAGAGAAUCCGAAUAAAGUAAAAAAUAUAGUUGAAAAGCAAUUGAAAUAUUUUAAACUGUUAUAUGAACCAAUCUUACAGUAUUUCAUUCAUAAGAAUUAUUUAAUUAUUGUCGAUAAUAAUGAAGAACAAAAAGUAUUUAAAAAGAACCUCAAUAUCAACAACAAAAUUAAUCUUAUAUCAACUUUACCAUUAAAUUUCCGAAUUCAAUUAUAUCAAAUGUAUCAAGACAAAUCACUUAAAGAAAUUGCUAAAGAUAAGGAUUUACCAUUGAAAAUUAUAAAGUUAAUUCAAAGGGUAGUUAGAAACAGUUCUAUUAAGCAAGCUAUAAUGGGGAUAUUCAGUUCAGGAAUUAUUAAAUCUAUAAAAUAUGCAUUUGCCAAGCAAGUUAAAUACUGGCGAGCUCGUUAGAUAGUCGUAGUACAAAACUAUCUGACUUUACCAACCUUGACCAUUAGCAUAUCAUAUCAUAUCAUAUCAUUACAUAAAUAGAUUGCGUAUGUCUUCUAAUAUUGAAAGUUGGACAGACAGACAGAAAAUCAAACAGACAGACAUUUGUAAAAUUAGUAGCAUAAUAAUAAAUAUCUAAUAAUAAAAAUUUAAUAAUAAUCGUAUAAAU
Messenger RNA from Scheffersomyces amazonensis, 1755 nucleotides. RefSeq names its product putative phosphatidate cytidylyltransferase (gene PTH1). The coding region runs from base 279 to 1547 and encodes 422 amino acids. NCBI's taxonomy places the organism in Eukaryota, Fungi, Ascomycota, Pichiomycetes, Serinales, Debaryomycetaceae. Gene Ontology annotation, biological process: CDP-diacylglycerol biosynthetic process; cardiolipin biosynthetic process. Gene Ontology annotation, molecular function: phosphatidate cytidylyltransferase activity. The record is from RefSeq and is a predicted model, not a curated record. Gene Ontology annotation, cellular component: mitochondrion. The transcript has a single exon.